AUGUGGCAAUUAAUACGAGCAUUUUGUCAAAGUUCAAUAAACAUAAUUACAGAUGCAUUUAAUCAAUUUGAUAAUUCUACAUUAAUUAAUACAAUGCUAUUGACUGAAGAAUUAUUAGAAGCAAAAGUUCAAGCUGCUCUUUCUUUAUUACGUCAAACGGCACCAUCUACUUUAACACAAGCAAAUCAAUUAGUAACUAGAUUAUUAACAAAUUAUAUUGCUGUAACACAUUAUUUUGGAUUAACAAAAUAUAAUCCUUUAUUCGAUAUUGGUUAUAUGAAUGUAUCUCUUUAUGCGGGAAUAUUUGAAAAUAAAUAUAUAUUAAAAAAUUCAAUACAAAUUUGUUCUUGCCAAAAUAAUGGUUCAUGUCCUUCAUUUGCAAAUAUUUGUUUAUAUAAAAUUUUUGAAAUUUUUGGAAUUUAUGAUUUGAAUAGAGUUAAAGCAAAUGAAACAUUAUCUGAAUGUUUUUAUAAUCAAUCAUGUUUAAAUAUUCUUUUAUCAUCUUAUACAAAUUCAUUAAAUAUUUCAAUUCUUAAUCAAUCUUUAUCAAGUCGUUCUCUUUCAACAACAAAAAUCGAAUUACUUAUCAAUGAACUAUUUCUUGAAGAAAUGUUUAAUCAAACAAAUUAUACAAAAUAUUAUUCACCCUAA
This is a messenger RNA of Adineta steineri, 651 nucleotides long. Lineage: Eukaryota; Metazoa; Rotifera; Eurotatoria; Adinetida; Adinetidae. The record is from the annotation of a GenBank genome assembly.